Messenger RNA from Dracunculus medinensis (Guinea worm), 456 nucleotides. NCBI's taxonomy places the organism in Eukaryota, Metazoa, Nematoda, Chromadorea, Rhabditida, Dracunculidae. The record is from the annotation of a GenBank genome assembly.
AUGGCCGACCAAGAUGAAGCAGCUUUAGCUGAGCUUAAAAAGAAGCGUACGUUUCGUAAAUUUACUUACAGAGGUGUUGAUCUUGACCAGUUGCUUGAUUUAAACAGAAACCAACUGGCUCAACUGUUACACGCCCGAGGUCGAAGAAAAUUGACUCGAGGUCUUAAACGUAAGCAUCUAGCGUUUCUUGCUCGUUUGCGCAAGGCUAAAAAAGAAGCACCUUAUCUGGAAAAACCAGCAACAGUAAAAACUCAUCUUCGCGAUAUGAUUGUUCUUCCUGAAAUGGUUGGUUCAAUGGUUGGAGUUUAUAAUGGCAAAAUUUUUAAUCAGAUCGAAAUUAAGCCUGAAAUGAUUGGGUAUUACUUGGGUGAAUUCGCUAUAACGUAUAAGCCGGUUAAACACGGUCGUCCAGGUAUCGGUGCAACACAUUCAUCACGGUUCAUUCCACUUAAGUGA